UUAAUCUAAUCUAAAAAGAAAUGAUAAGUUAAAUUAAAUUCCUCAAUAAAGAAAUCAUUUGGUGACACUUAAAGUGAAACGGGAAGUCACAUAAUUGUUUUUUUUUUUUUUUCAUCUGUCGCAAUAUAAUCAAACAUCUUUCAGUUCACUCACGAUCUUAAAUAUACAAGUGCAAAGUUAAGUGAAUAUACGAAGGAUUGCGAGGUUUCUCUUUAAACCCGCAACGGCGUUAUGUGAAAAGUUACAUAUGGCAUUAUUUGAACUCUUAGUAUUUGAAAAUCGAAAGAAUUGGACAACUUUGAAUCUCGGAUGGUACAGAUGAGUGUAUCAAAGAGGUACCCGAUGCUACUGUUGGCAUUGGGGUUGAUUUUCGCGCAAUCGUCUGUCGGAGCUUUAUUGCGAGAAGGUACAUAUUUUGCACGAUCGAAUGUUUCGUCCGAAUUCAACGGGACGAUUUCCAGUCACAAUUUUUCGGUCAUCAGGAUCUUGUCCGAUGGACGGUCGGAACGAUUCAUUCGGUGGCCUGGAGCUUGCGCCAAGGAGCUCGUUGUCAAUUGGGGAAAUACGGACGUGAUGCUGCGACAAAUCUGGCUUCGUAAGUCAAAGAGAAAGCUGCAAUUGAUAUACGCCGGUGAAACAUUGACUGACUGCAUUGACGAGAAGCUCGCGUGGUGGGACGACAGCGAGUGUUUGCCCAGCUCUCGCGGUGUCUAUCGUUAUCACGAUGACGGUGACGAGGUGUCGACGAUGAUCGAGGUGUUCCAACUGGACGAUAAGGACAUUUCGAGGAUACCCCGUGACCUCUCUUGGCUAUUGUCGACAUCGGAGCUUCGUCACCGGUGUGAUCGCAUGAGGAUGCGAGUGCGCGGCCAAGCCGUAGCCCAACAUCGACACAGGAAAUACGCAAAAUCCACAAACGCGACAACUGAUGGCAAGCAAAGUCGGAGUCGGAGUCGGAGUCGGAGUCGAAGAGAAUUAUUCAUGAUACCAGGGACACAAUGGUGCGGUCGUGGUAACCGUGCUACCAAGUAUACAAAUUUAGGUGGCUUUAGCGUGGCCGAUGCCUGUUGCCGUAAACACGAUACGGCUUGUCCCUUUUACAUACCGGCGUUCGAAAUGCGUUACGGCGUUUUCAACUGGAGAAUUUCGAGCAUGAUGCAUUGCGCUUGCGACGAGCGAUUUCGCGCAUGUUUGAAAAUGGCUGGAACUGCAUCGGCAGAUUUUAUAGGCACAAUCUUCUUCAAUGUACUCCAAUCAAAGUGCUUUAUUCUGAAACCGCAAAAGAUAUGCGUGAAACGGUCUUGGUGGGGCAAGUGUCAGCAUCAUGAGUACCGAAAACAGGCCUACGUACGAGAUAAUGUUCCUUACUAAGGGAGUCGUCAAUAAGAGAUCGUCAUAAAGAAAUAAUGAAGUAUUCUUCUUCCGGAGAUGUCAAUAGCAAUUCUCAGGGAUGUGUAAUAUUUUGUCGAAUACUUAUAAUAUAUAUCAAAGAAAACAGAAAGGAAGAAACUCAAAUCGAUUAUUAAAUCGAAAAAUUAUCGCCAAAGAUACGCGCGAUUGACAAUACAUCGUAAUGUCCUAAAUACAGAGAAUCAUUAUAUCGAGUCUGCCGAUAGACAUCUUGAAUUAUGAUAUCAAAAACAAAGAGAUUGCAUACAAAUGCACGAUUUUUCAAAUUUACUUACAAUUAAUUUCUUCUUAACAAAGUUAAAUACGGUGACAUAAGACUUUUCCUAUUUCUCCGAUUACAAAAAUCGAUGUGGAUAUCGGCAGCCGUUAUAUAAUGUAGAGUUAUUAAGCUUGUAGAUAGAAUUCGUUAACUUUUAAUAAAUAUUAUACUAGCGUACUAUUAAUAAACUAAUGGAAUCGUGGUGUUGAGCUUUUGUUCAUUAACGCACUCGUGAAACUUUUAGUGAAACUUAACAUUCCAAAGAUGUA
Messenger RNA from Pogonomyrmex barbatus (red harvester ant), 1938 nucleotides. RefSeq lists its product as uncharacterized. The record is from RefSeq and is a predicted model, not a curated record. Gene Ontology annotation, biological process: arachidonate secretion; phospholipid metabolic process. Lineage: Eukaryota; Metazoa; Arthropoda; Insecta; Hymenoptera; Formicidae. Gene Ontology annotation, molecular function: A2-type glycerophospholipase activity.